AUUAACUUCCGGUGAAAUCGAGGUUUGUUUACGUUUUUUCCCCCAAGAAUCGACAUUGCAUUGCUUAGAGCAUGUUCAGAACUGCGUGUAUAAAUCGAGUAAUUUCAUGCGGGAAAAACUUAAGAUAUAAGUUUCACAAUAAGAAGUAUUGCACAACAGCCGGGGAAAAACAUGUCGCGCGGGGAGAAGACGGAAAAGUAGAUUAUAAUCAGGACAGUGGGGGCGCAUUUGCCUCGGCGAAAAUAGGACGUUUUUUCCAAUGUCCACCACAAGUCGAAAACCAAUAUACUGGAGACGCAGUGCUACAGUCUUACAUACACAGAUACAUCCCUAGUCAAAUUCUCAAACCAAUUGAGGACGACUUGGUCCGAUUUGGAGAACGAGUUGCAACAGAAGUCUACGAACUUGGGCUACAGUGCGAGAGGGAACCCCCUGAGCUGGUUCAGUAUGACGCAUGGGGAAAUCGAGUUGACAAACUCGUAACAAGCCCAGCAUGGAAACGACAGCAUGACAUCGCAGCAGAGGAGGGGCUUAUUGCUACAGCUUAUGAGGAGAAAUAUGGAGAGUGGAGUCGUCUUUACCAGGUAGUGAAGCUGUUCCUUUACUCCCCCUCCUCUGGCCUUUACUCCUGUCCUCUUGCGAUGACAGAUGGAGCAGCACGACUUAUCAAGCAAUUGCCAUCUACGUAUUCCUGGAUCAAGGAUCGUGCUUAUCCCCAUUUAACCUCACGUGACCCGACUCAAUUCUGGACGUCUGGUCAGUGGAUGACAGAACGAAGGGGAGGAUCUGAUGUAGCGUCUGGCACAGAAACCAUAGCGGUACCCCAGAAUGAUGGAAGUUAUCGUCUCCAUGGUUACAAGUGGUUCUCCUCAGCAACAGAUGCUAACAUGACCUUGACACUAGCUAGAGUUGAAGAUCAGGAUGGAAGUGUAACAGAGGGAACACGAGGCCUGAGUUUAUUUUACCUGGAAGUUUAUGAUGCUUUGGGAAAACUGAACAACAUUCAAGUUCAGAAGAUGAAGAACAAACUAGGAACAAGGCAGCUGCCAACGGCAGAGCUACUUCUGGAUGGAGCGGUGGCUUAUAAGAUAUCUGAAGAGGGGCGUGGUGUCGCAGGGAUCUCCAACAUGUUGACCAUCAGCAGAAUCCACAACGCUUUGUCAUCAGUUUCUGCAAUGAGAAGAAUUGUGAGUCUCGCUCGAGAUUAUUCCACUCGGAGAAAGACUUUUGGUGACUAUCUGAAGAACUAUCCACUCCAUGUACAAACACUGGCUCGUUUGGAGGUAGAAAUUCGUGCUGCCACUGUGAUUGUGUUGGAGGUUGCUCGACUACUUGGGAGGGAGGAUACUGGAAUAGCCACUGAUGAAGAGUCUCUUUUGUUAAGAUUACUUACUCCCUUAGCAAAACUUUACACAGCAAAACAGGCCAUGUCUGUAGUCUCUGAAGGCCUGGAGUGUUUUGGGGGUCAGGGUUACAUAGAGGACACAGGACUCCCAGGAUUAUUACGAGAUUCACAGGUACUGCCAAUUUGGGAGGGGACGACCAACAUCUUGUCCCUUGAUGUUUUGAGAGCCAUCUCAAAAUCACAAGGAGAAGUGCUGGUGGCAUUUAACAAUGCUGUGUUGUCCAAGAUUGCCAAGGCAACCCAGACUGACCAACUGAGAGGUCAAGGUCAGAGAGUAGAGGAGGCAACUUCGCAGGUCAUGAACUUCAUAAAGAGGCACCCAGACAAAUUAAAUAUGGCUGCCAGAGACCUUGCAUAUAGUCUGACCAGAAUAUAUAUGGGUGCACUUCUCUUGGACCAUGCUGUAGAAUGCGGUUUGACACAGACAGACAUACAGACAGCCCAGCGGUGGUGUGAGACAGAUCUAUCCCUGGUGGUAACCAAUCACAGCCUUAACCACUACAGCAGCAGGGAGGGCAAUCUCCGCCUGGUGUACCAGAAUUUUGCAGAAAAAUAACUGAUGCCUGGGCAUGAUUUUCCUAUGAUUAGAUUACUUGAUUGCAAAGCAGAGCACAGAGAACAGAGAUGUUAUAGGAAAAGUAUCCGAGAGAAACUUUGAUAAUGAGGUUGCACUGUCAGUGUAUGAAUCAAUAUUUAGAUUCUGUAAAGAUUAUCUAGAGACUCAUUUUCUUUGAUGACGAAUUUCAUUUCUGUUUCAAAAAAAGAGGCUCAUUCCGGUAUUGAUAACUUAAGUCCCCAAUGAUGAGUUCUUUUUAUGAAUAGCAAUUUGACCUGAUUGUUAUGUGAUUGUUAUGUGAUAAGGGUUUUAUUUUGACAUUCAUGUGGGAAUUUGUAGGUGGCAGAAUUUGUUGUGGUAAAUUGUUGAUCAUUCAAAUGAUUGAAGUUACACAGUAUUAUGAUAUGACAACAAAUAUAUAUAUUUCAAUUAAAUUGAAAGUCUACAAAUGCAAACCCAGUACUCUGACACUAGAAUUUUUCAGUUCAGUUUGCCAUAUCUCAGUUUGAAAUUUUGUAUCCUAGUAUCUUUAAAUCACUGAAGCAGAAGCAAUUCCAGGAAUGACCGAUUCACUGUGUCCGUCUGUCAGAUUUCCUUUCAUCCCAUUUUGUAUCUGGGCCAUCUUUUGUAAUAAAUAAAAAAAACCCAUUACAAUCUCAUAUUUCUGAGAAAGGUUUGCUUAUGACCAGAUAAUGUACAAUAACCAUGGAUGAAGGUCAUUUGACUGAGGUGAAGGUAACUAGUAAGAAUAAUAAUCUAGAAAUAUUUGUUCAGGUCUCAACUCUUGAGAGACAUCAGAAGCUCAUAUUUGGCAUAAAGAAUGCUUGUGAACAAGACGAUAUGCAUUUAUUUCAGUCAAGGUCAUUUGAUCAAGCUUUUUAACUUGUAAAAUUUAAAACUCUGUACAUGUUACAAACAUUACCCAAGCAGAAUACCCUAUUGUUGAAGAACAACCUCCUCAGUAAUCAGGUGUUGGAAAAUAAAAUUGCAGCCCUUCAGUCUCAGUUUUGAUCUUCUAACAAAAAUCUGUGACCUUGGGGGGGGGGUAGGAAAUGUUAUUAUCCCGACUGAAAGAAAUGCUUUUUACUUGGAUAAUUCAUGUAAUUGUUUUAGUAUAAACCUGAUGAAAGCUUACAAAACUACAAAAUUGGAUGCUGUCAGUGUUCGUUGCAAAGCAGUUUUUACAUUGAUUGGAAAUUCUAAAACGUCAAAUGAAAAAAUAUUUAUUCUUUAUUCAUCUGGAUUUGAGAAAUGCAAUGCAUAUUUAAAAAAAAAAUUCUAACAAAAUAGAAUAUAUUUACUGUAUAUUUAUUACAAUGUGUACAUGUAUUGUACAGAUACAAACUUUGUAUUUGGCAUUAUUAUCAUCGAACAUGAUGUUGUGUUCUUAGCAUUUGUUAUAUUAUGAAAUUAAGAAAUUAUAAAGUAAUGUAAAUACUC
Molecule: messenger RNA, 3401 nt
Organism: Ostrea edulis (European flat oyster)
Lineage: Eukaryota; Metazoa; Mollusca; Bivalvia; Ostreida; Ostreidae
Product: acyl-CoA dehydrogenase family member 11-like
Exons: 11
Coding region: 72-1961 (629 amino acids)
Molecular function (GO): oxidoreductase activity, acting on the CH-CH group of donors
Source: RefSeq, a predicted model, not a curated record